Messenger RNA from Anneissia japonica, 2331 nucleotides. Its product is annotated as limbic system-associated membrane protein-like. NCBI's taxonomy places the organism in Eukaryota, Metazoa, Echinodermata, Crinoidea, Comatulida, Comatulidae. The transcript is spliced from 14 exons. Bases 1 to 1104 code for a protein of 367 amino acids. The record is from RefSeq and is a predicted model, not a curated record.
AUGCUAGGGAGAACACUGAACACUAGUGCUACCAUUUUCUUUAGGCACUGGACUUGUGCUUCACCUUGUGGGAAGUACAUGGCAGUUAUACAUGCCAUACUUAACGCCAGUCAUUGGAACAAUGCAUAUUAUUAUAUUACAGAUAUUGAGAAACCAGAUUUCAAACCAGAUUAUCAGACUGUCAGUGAAGGUGGAACUGCGAUAUUCAUAUGUACUUUGCCCAACGGUUUUCCAACACCUAUCACCAUCACAUGGAUCAAAGAUGGCAGUGUAUGUGAUGUGUCUGAUACUGAGAAGUAUCCACAGUCAGAUACAAUAUUUGAGAUCAGCAGCGUCAAUAAAACAGAUGAAGGACGCUACCAAUGUCGAGCAGAGAAUGCAGAAUACAGUGGGGAUGAAGGAAAGUUGAGUAAUACAGGAAAACUCUCAGUGAAUUACAAACCUGAAUUUUCUUUAGCAAAGGAAGAUACUGUUUUGUCUUAUGAAACGUAUGUUAUUGAACUUGAUGUGUCAGCUAAUCCCAGUUGUGUUACUUAUCAAUGGACCACCGAUCCUUCUGGACUUGAAGAAACAGAUACUAACCUAGCAAUUUUCAAAGUCAAUGUACGAAAGCGUAAGGACAAAAUGUUCAAAAUAACAGUCAACGUUACUAAUAUCAUUGGAUCAACAACUAAGUCAAGCAAGAUAACUGUCAAUCGAAUUGAUGCUGAAGCUGCUGCAAUUAUUUUCAUUGUGGUUGGGUGUGUUUGUAUAGUAUGUGGUGCAAUUGCUGUUAUAUGUGGUUGGUUAUUGAAUAAUCGGAUAUGGAUUGGAAUUUUAAUUGUGUUUGAUGUAUUGCUUCUUGUGGGAGGUAUAAUUCUCUUUGUUGUUUCUGUUGAUGUUGCUGCAAUAAUUGUCGUUUCGUGUGGCUGUAUUUACAUGCUUCUUGCUGUAGGUUCCGUUUUGUGUUUCAAGUGUGGUAUUUUUGAAAAGCAGAAAGAUGCACUGAAAGAAAAAGAGUGGUUUAAAAAUGUUGACUUUCGUAUCAUGCUUGGAUGGGCUUUCCUAGCGGCUGUCAUACCUCAUAUUAUAGUGGGUGUAAUCUAUGUUGUGAAGACUACAUAAAGGAGCCAUUGCUAAAAAGGUAGAAAACCCGACGUAUGCUGUGCAUGAUCUGACCAAGAAUGUCAAUGAUGGCAACCAUGCUCUCUAUGGAAGCCGAGACUGAAUAUUCCAGCAUCAUAUAUAAAUGUUUUUGUGAAUACUUGGAUGCAAUGGCCUUCAGGCAAAAAAGUUGUGUUGCCCAUCUGACCAACAGUUUUGAUUAUUUAGGGUCACUUUUUGUUUUGGUUUCUACCAAGAAGGAACCCAAAUUACUUUAUUUGCUGAUGUCAAGCUUUUUGCUAUCUAAACCAUUUUAGGCCUGUAGUAACUAUUUUACCAUCCAAAUUGUAUAAGGUGAGUGAUGUUGACAAUGAACCUUAGAAUUUGAUUAACAUUAAGAAAAAAAAUUACUGAUAAGCAGACCCUGAUUCUGAAAUGUCAGUUUGCUUGGGCAACACAACACUUUUUUGACCUCAUAAUUAGUUUGAUUUUGUUUACAUUUUAAGCAAGUUUACUACUGUUAUUAUCAAUAUAUAAUGCACAAUAUCUGGGAUUCUAACUAGUUUUAUUAUUGUAGUUUUAUCUUUGGUCCUAAUAUGUUAACCUAUUGCUUGAUGGAAUACCAUCCUUAAUAAUUAAUAUUUGAAUAUGUAAAUGGUGAGGGUUUUGUUUAUUAAAACACAUUUUAAAUUGGUAGAUCUGCCUUUCGUUCCCUAUGUUUAUCAAAAUCUUGGAUCUGUCAAUCAAUCGCAAUAACGUUAUCAGUCAUCACGUUUAUUGUAGACAGUGCUGCAUAAAGUGGCCUACAUAAAAUAAUAACACAGAAUUGUAGUGUUUUUACAAACGUAAAAUUAUGAUAAUAUAAAAUUAAAAGUAAACUAAAGUAUCCAAGACAAAAAUACACCAAACUGGAGUAAAUUAACUAGGUAUCAACCAAUAAAAUGCAUCAAUUAAGUAAAUGUUUAUUUUUUCCAGAAAAAGAAAAUCACAAUAUAAAAAUGUAUGCUAGAUGAAGAAAAAAUAAAUAAACAAACAUCAACUCUAAAGGUAACAACUGUUUAAAUGUACGUAAUUGUUAUUGUGAUUUCAGUUUCUUCACCAUACAUCUAUAUUUGUUUUAAAGAUAUACGGUACUAAUACCAAAAUUUAAUAUUGUAAUUUUUGUUUAAUGAAUUGGUAAUUUUUAUAUUUCAAAAAGCAUUUGGCUUCCAUUCCAAUUGAACAGACGUUUGGAUCUCAUUCCUAUAA